Molecule: messenger RNA, 1314 nt
Organism: Ipomoea triloba (trilobed morning glory)
Lineage: Eukaryota; Viridiplantae; Streptophyta; Magnoliopsida; Solanales; Convolvulaceae
Product: galactolipase DONGLE, chloroplastic
Exons: 1
Coding region: 1-1314 (437 amino acids)
Biological process (GO): jasmonic acid biosynthetic process
Cellular component (GO): chloroplast
Molecular function (GO): glycerophospholipid phospholipase A1 activity
Source: RefSeq, a predicted model, not a curated record
AUGGCCACCGCCACCGCCACGGCGGCGCCUUCAUUACAUGCUUCUCCUUCUGCUCCACCCGCAAACGAUAUUAUCUCCAGAAAUUAUAAUAGCAAUAAUAAUAAUAAUAAUGUUAACAGUUAUGUUGACAGAGGUUCUGGUCGUCGUAGGUUGUCAGAGGUUUGGAGAGAGGUCCAUGGAUCAAACAACUGGGAAGGUUUAAUGGACCCUCUGGACCCGAAUCUCCGGCUAGAGAUCAUCCGGUACGGCGAGUUUGUCACGGCGUGUUACAAAGCCUUCGAUCUCGACCCGAAUUCGAGCCGCUACUUGCAUUGCAAGUACGGAAAGGCGAGUAUGUUAAGGGAGGUGGGUCUGGGCGGGUCCGGGUACGAGGUUACUAAGUACAUCUACGCUCUCCCCGACAUCGGCAUUAGCUUAUCCGGCGGCGGCGGCGCGGAUGUGGCGCGGUGGAUCGGCUACGUGGCUGUGUGUACGGACGAGGAGGAGGUGAAGCGACUCGGCCGCCGGGACGUGCUCGUCACGUUCCGGGGAACGGUGACGCAUUCCGAGUGGAUAGCCAAUUUAAUGAGCUCUCUAACUCCGGCUAAGCUCAACCCGUUUGAGCCAGCCGACGACGUGAAAGUCCAAGCCGGGUUUCUCAGCCUGUACACGUCAUCCAGCCAAGCGGAGUCGCGGUUGGGGUUAGGUAGUUGCCGACAGCAACUGCUUUCGGAGAUUUCGAGGAUAAUAAAUGAGUACAAAGGAGAGGAGCUUAGUAUAACUCUCGCCGGCCAUAGUAUGGGGAGCUCAUUAGCCACGCUUUUAGCGUACGACAUAACGGAGCUCGGGAUGAACGGCGAGAUCCCCGUGACGGUGUUUUCGUUUGCGGGGCCCAGGGUGGGGAAUUCCGGGUUUAAAGACCGGUGUGAAGGGUUGGGGGUUAGGGUUUUGAGGAUCGUAAAUGUGAACGACCCUAUAACUAAGCUCCCCGGGGUUUUCUUCAACGAGAAUUUUAGGGUCUUUGGGAUGGAGAGAUUGUCUUGUUAUGUCCAUGUUGGGGUGGAGCUUUUGUUGGAUUUUUUCAAGGUGCAUGAUCCGUCCUGUGUGCAUGACCUAGAGUCUCAUAUCAACUUGCUUAGAUGUCCCAAGACGUUAGGUUUGUUCCGCCGGAGAGACGGCGGCGAUUUCGAUUUCGUCCGGCUGGCCAAGGAGAUGUUCCGUUCCGGGGAGAAAAACAUCGCCGGAUUCCAAUGGGAAUGGACCAAAGCAGCUCUUUGGCUUUACCUACUUUUGACUGUCAUUAACCUAGACUCUUACACUCUACUUAACAUGUAA